AUGGAAAGUCCUCAAUUUAGUUAUUACUCUUAUAACCCAACUCAAGUUGGUGCCAUAAUUUUCAUUGUCUUAUUUGGGAUAUUAAUUCUUUGGCAAACUUUCCAAUGUGUUCAAUCAUAUAUUUAUAUUUUGAUACCUUUUUAUAUUGGAUUAUUUUGUGAAUUUAUUGGAUUUAUUGCCCGUUCCAUAUCUCAUGAUAGUAUUUUUGAUCGUUCACCAUUCAUCACACAAACUUUAUUAAUCUUGAUUGGGCCUCCUUUUUUCAGUGCUUCAAUUUAUAUGAUCUUUGGAAGAAUGGUUACAAGAAUUUUACAUAAUGAAGAGUUUUUAUUAUUAAAAGCCAAGUACAUUACCAAAAUUUGUGUUGUUGGUGAUGUUAUUUCAUUGUUUUUACAAGCUAUUGGCGGUAUUGCAAUUUCUGGUGCUGAAGAUAAUAUUGAUCGUUUUAAUAUGGGUAAGAAUAUUAUUAUUGGUGGGUUAGUUAUUCAAAUUUUAUUCUUUGGAUUCUUUGUUGUUGUUGAAACUACUUAUUAUAUCAAGUUAAGAAUGAAUUCAGAUUCAAGUGAUUAUAACCUUUAUGUUUUAAAUCAAGAUAUUAAACAAUUCCCAUAUAGAUUUAAUAAUUGGAAAAGUAUCUUGGAAAGUUUAUUUGUUUGUUCAAUGUUCAUUUUGAUUAGAUCAGUUUAUAGAGUGAUUGAAUUCACUGAGGGUAAUGGUGGUUAUAUCUCAAGUCAUGAAUGGUUUAUCUAUGUUUUCGAUGGGUUGAUGAUGUUUUUCUGUGCAGUUUUGUUUGUUUCGCAAGAUGUUUCCAAUUAUUUCUUGAAAACUAUUCCAUUGACUUUAGGUAAACACUGA
This is a messenger RNA of Hansenula anomala, 855 nucleotides long. Its product is annotated as RTA1 domain-containing protein. Bases 1 to 855 code for a protein of 284 amino acids. Lineage: Eukaryota; Fungi; Ascomycota; Saccharomycetes; Phaffomycetales; Wickerhamomycetaceae. The record is from RefSeq and is a predicted model, not a curated record. Gene Ontology annotation, cellular component: membrane. The transcript is spliced from 2 exons.